Messenger RNA from Oryza sativa Japonica Group (Japanese rice), 2055 nucleotides. RefSeq names its product probable flavin-containing monooxygenase 1. Gene Ontology annotation, molecular function: NADP binding; flavin adenine dinucleotide binding; N,N-dimethylaniline monooxygenase activity. The record is from RefSeq and is a predicted model, not a curated record. Lineage: Eukaryota; Viridiplantae; Streptophyta; Magnoliopsida; Poales; Poaceae.
UCACGGUCACUAAAUUAAAAUAUUUGUUGUUGGUGUCUCACGUUUUGUUUUUAAACGCCGUGCAGAGUGCAGACAUCGACGACACUGUGACACACUGACACACACAAAAAACUUCAAGAAUGGAUCACCGGACGAAGCGGGUGGCCAUCGUCGGCGCCGGAACGAGUGGCGUCGCGGCGUGCAAGCACCUCCUGGCGAGGGGCUUCCGGCCGGUGGUGUUCGACGCCGGCGCGUCCGUCGGCGGCCAGUGGACGCGCACGCUCGCGUCCACCAGGCUCCAGUCGCCGCACGUCGCCUACCGCUUCUCCGACUUCCCGUGGCCGGACUCCGUCGACUGGUACCCGCGCCACGACCAGGUCGUCGACUACCUCGCCGCCUACGCGCGCCGCUUCGCCGUCGACGAGCGCGUCAGGUUCCGGUCCACGGUCCUCGCCGCGGAGUUCGUCGGCGACGACGCGGCGGACGGGUGGGAGCGGUGGAACGGCAACGGCGAGGCGUUCGGCGACGGCUCCGGCGCGUGGCGCCUCACCGUGCACCACGACGACACGGACACCACGCAGGUGUACGAGUUCGACUUCCUCAUCCUCUGCAUCGGGAGGUUCAGCGGCGUGCCGAACAUCCCGGCGUUCCCGCCCGCCGGCGGCCCCGACGUGUUCCGUGGGCGGGUGAUCCAUUCCAUGGAGUUCUCCGACAUGGACGACGCGGACGCCGCGGCGCUCGUCAAGGGCAAGCGCGUCGUCGUCGUCGGCUCCGGAAAGUCCGCCUUCGACAUCGCCGCCGAGUGCGCCGAGGCCAACGGCGUCGAGCAGCCGUGCACGAUGAUUUGCAGGAGCCCACGGUGGCUACUGCACGACACCAAUGUCUGGGGCAAGGUGGACAUCGGCUACAUCUACUUCACCCGCUUCGCCGAGCUGAUGGUCCGGAAGCCCGGCGCCGGCGUCGCGUCGAACCUCCUCGCCACGUUCCUGUCACCUCUGGGGUGGUUGAUCUCGAAGCUGACAGAGGCGUACUACAAGAAGGAGAUACCAAUGGAGGAGCACGGGAUGUCGCCGGAGUACGGGCUGUCGAAGUCGCUCUCGUCGUGCCUGAUCGGCAUGCUGCCGGAGAGGUUCUACGACAAGGUGAAGGAAGGCAGCGUCGUCAUCAAGAGGUCGGCGAAGUCCUUCACCUUCCGCGACGACGGCCUGGUGCUGGACGACGACGGCGGCGGCGGCGGCGAGCGCGUCGUCCAGGCCGACCUGGUGAUCCUCGCCACGGGGUUCCGCGGCGACGAGAAGCUGAGGCGCAUGUUCGCGUCGCGCCGGGUGAGGGACAUCGUCGCCGGCUCGCCGGAGACCGCCGCGCCGCUGUACAGGGAGUGCGUGCACCCGCGCGUGCCGCAGAUGGCGGUGAUCGGGUACUCGGAGAGCGCGACGAACAUCCAGACGUGCGAGAUGCUGACCAAGUGGGUGGCGCGGCUGCUGGACGGCGCGUUCCGGCUGCCGCCGGUGCGGCGGAUGGAGGCGAGCGUGGCGGAGUGGGGGAGGUACAUGAGGCGGAGCGCCGGCGAGGAGCACUUCCGGCGGUCGUGCCUCGGCGGCGUCGGCAUCUGGUACAGCGACGAGCUGUGCCGCGACAUGGGGUGCGACCCGAGGAGGAAGAAGGGGCUCCUCGCCGAGUGGUUCCAGCCCUACGGCGCCGUCGAUUACGCCGAUAUCCAGUAACUUUUUUUUUAUACGUUGACACGUUGCUACAAAUAAUGCAGUGUAAAAGUUGAAUUCAGAGGAUCUAAAGUUGAAUUCUGGGAGAGGGGCUAAAGAAAUGAGUGGUGGGAGAAUUUGGUAGGUGUAGUAUGUGGCAAUGGUAUGUUAAAUGGGCCAAAAUAAGUUGGGCCUUAGGCUAGUACUAGUUGGGUAUAUGGUUGUGGGCUAUAUGGGCAUCUUAUUCCGUAUUGGAGAAAAGUCCAAUGUAACUCCCUCAAAAUAUAGGUCGGAUCUAAUUCCCGCCCAUCAUCUGUAAAACCGAUAUAUCGACACCUCCAACAACUUAAAACUGGGUAAUCAUAUGUAAAACCAA